This is a messenger RNA of Phaeodactylum tricornutum CCAP 1055/1, 3099 nucleotides long. RefSeq lists its product with no specific name. Bases 1 to 3099 code for a protein of 1032 amino acids. The record is from RefSeq and is a predicted model, not a curated record. The transcript has 4 exons. NCBI's taxonomy places the organism in Eukaryota, Bacillariophyta, Bacillariophyceae, Surirellales, Neidiaceae.
AUGGCUGAUGCUGAUGCUCCCAACGCUCCCGAAGCUGGUCUUGCUCCGGCUGUUGCUGCCAAUGCCCCGGGUAUUGUUGGUGACGCCCAAGCUGCCGCUUACGCUGCGUUUGCCGCUGCUGAAGCUCAAAUGGCAAACGCUCUCGCUGUUCUCGCGGGGGAAGCACCCCCUGAUGCUCAACCCUUUCCUCCACCUCCGGGAGUGGCCGACAUUCCAGUUGGCCUCCCUCCGGCUGUGGUGGAUGCUCCUCUCAUUGAUCCGUAUGACAGUCUUCUCAUGAGGGCUGGCAUGAACUACGGAACUCGCAAGGCUUUUUCUAAGGAGGGCUAUGGUUUGAUGUCUGACUUGGUUACUCUUAACCAGAAGCAACUUGAAUCCCUCAUUGAUAUGAUGAACAAGAAGCAUUGCGGUAAAUCUUUUCAAGGCGCAAUUCCGUUGGGCCUGAACCUUGUGGCUGAAGACCUUGAGAUUGAUAUUGGCCACAAAACCAAGACCACUCUCAAGGUUAUUCUCCAUUGGGCGGACCUCCAGAAAAGUCUUGGAUUAGACGUGAAUGCCGAGGAUUAUACCAAUGUUGUUGGUCAGCUUGCCCGCGAACGUAUGGAUGAAGAGGAGAAGAUUCUUGAGGCGGCCAAGAAGCUUACGCCUUCUAAGCCAACAACCCUCAAGGAUAUGACCAAGUGGCGUUCCUUCUUUGAAAACUGGAACUCAUACAUGAGUCAGUGUCGCGGUGCUGCGGCUAUCCCUCUUUCGUACAUUUACCGUACCAACAAGCAGCCCAAGACCGCUUUGGUCGGAACCUAUGUGAAUAUGGAUGCCUAUUUGGUUGCCCAGACAGUCCUGUCUGGUUCCAACUUUGAGAUCAAUAACCAACGGGUUUUUGACAAAUUCAAGGAAGCAAUCAUUACAACCGGACCUGGAUGGUCUUUCAUCAAGAUGUACAACCAAAGCAAGGAUGGUUGUGCUGCCAUUUUGAAAUUAAAGGAACAGGCGGAAGGAACAUUAAACGAGUCAGUUCGCCGUGAUGAUGCCAUCAAGAUCCUGUCAACUACAACAUACAAUGGUCCGAGUUGUAACUCGAAUAUUGAUAUGCUGUUGCAGAAAUUUCAGUAUGCCAUAUCGGAAUUGGUCGAAAUUGACGGAGUUGCGUUGCCGGAUGGGCAGCUUGUGACUUAUUUGGUCCAGGCAUUGAAGGACCCAAGUCUGAGUUAUGUUCGUGACACAAUUCGCACCAAUGCCACUUAUCGGAACAGUUUUCCGGAAGCGCAGCUUUUUGUGAAGACUUUUGUGUCUUUGUCCACAAGCAAAUCCGAAAACACGCCUCGACAGGUCAAUGAUGUGCAAACAUCAGGUAGUGGGGCCUCCGGUGGGAGUAAGAAAGGAGGUACCGGGAAAGGAGCCAGCAAGCCGACUCCCUUCAAGGGUGCAGUCACGGCUCGCAGUUAUACUCCGGGAGAAUGGAAAAGUUUGUCCAAGGACCAACAGGAAAAAGUGCGAUCGCUGCGUAAUAAAAAGAAGCAAGGAGGGAAACCCGAGGAAUCAGAGAGGAGUGUUGACAGUGUAGCACGGGGUGAGCCUGUGGACACUAAGGAAGUCCAUACCAGCAGUGAAAUGGAACCGACUUCAGAUGCGGCUGGCCUGCAAUUUGGCCGUGACACAUGCGUGGCUGGGGCAAACACUGUCUUGAUUGGUGAAUCGCAGAAGUCCGUAACUAUGCGGCCUUUCUCUGGUGAAUAUUCUGCGCUGAAGAAUAUCCCCAUUGGAACGGUUGCCACAGCUUACACAGUACCAGAAGACGGGAGAGUGGUGCUUCUUAUUAUUAAUCAGGCCCUAUUCUUUGGGGACAGAUUGAAAAACACCCUAUUGACCCCCAACCAGAUGCGAGACUUUGGCAUUGAAGUUGACAAUGCCCCUCGGCAGUAUGUCGCCAACUCCAAGCACUCUUUGUAUGUUCCUGACUCUCCACUUUGGAUUCUGCUGCAACUGCGCGGAAUAUUCUCGUUUUUGGAGUCGCGGAAGCCCACGCAACAGGAACUCGACGAGUGUGAGCAUAUCAUACUCACCUCUGAUGUGCCGUGGGAGCCUUGCUCCACUGACUUUGCACGUCGGGAAGAACAGGCCGUUAAGCGUGACCGGAGUGUAUCAUUGGUUGACACAAGGGGACUUUCCACUGGCCAUGCAACCUUCUCAGCACACCAAUAUGGUAUCCGUACUAUUGCGGCCUUGCAGAGAAUGGGUUGGAUGGCAGGGCUGACUUGGAUGUGUACCCAUUCCGACAACUUCACCAGUGUUGUCUCAAAUAUGACAUCAAGCGAAAGAUGGUCAGCGUUGACGCUUGAGGUUUUGUCGAGGCGUUGGAAUAUUGGCCUGGAAUCGGCCAAGCGGACUCUACAAGCGAUGACGCAGAAAGGUGUGCGGACUGUGAUGCACCCCUUGACCCGACGGUAUCGUACUCGCCAAUCGCAUUUACGAUUUCCUACCAUUUGGACCAAGGUUUACACCGACACCAUGUUUUUGUCUGUGGUCUCCAUCCGCCAGUACAAGUGUGCCCAGCCAGUGGCAGAAUCGAUUCGUGAAAUUAAGAAGGCUGUUCGGCACCGACUGCAGGUCUCUCGGGCACCAAGGCGACUUUGGUGUUUUUGUUGUGAAUGGGUUUCGGCAAUCCGUCAACUGACCGCCCACAACAUUCCUGCAUUAAACGGUUGUGUUGCUACAGAGCUUUUGGAAGGGGACACCCCUGAUAUUUCUGAAUAUGCGCAAUUUGACUGGUAUGAGCCUGUCUGGUUCAUUGACCCAACUUCUGCUUUCCCUGAAAUGAAGAAGAAAUUGGGCCAAUGGGUCGGAGUUGCAUCAGAUGUGGGACAGGCAAUGACUUUUUGGAUCCUUCCAAAGUCAUGCAUCCCAAUGGCACGGUCCUCUGUUGCUCGCGUCCUCCCAGACGUAGGCGCUACUGAUGAAUUUAAGGCUGACCUUGCUGAACUCAAUCUAGCCAUUGAAAAGAGAAUUGGAAACAGCAAAACUGCAGAAGAAGAUCAGGUCAUUGACGGUCAACUCGCAAAUCUAGUUUCGGGUCCGACUGAUGAUCUGUUUGAAGGGUAA